Messenger RNA from Daucus carota subsp. sativus, 2311 nucleotides. RefSeq names its product glucose-6-phosphate isomerase 1, chloroplastic. The coding region runs from base 226 to 2067 and encodes 613 amino acids. Lineage: Eukaryota; Viridiplantae; Streptophyta; Magnoliopsida; Apiales; Apiaceae. Gene Ontology annotation, cellular component: cytosol. The record is from RefSeq and is a predicted model, not a curated record. Gene Ontology annotation, biological process: glucose 6-phosphate metabolic process; glycolytic process; gluconeogenesis. The transcript has 14 exons. Gene Ontology annotation, molecular function: glucose-6-phosphate isomerase activity; carbohydrate derivative binding; monosaccharide binding.
AGCCAGCCAACCCCUGAAAAUGAAAAGAAAAAAGUCGUUAGCACACACAAUCCCCCCGUGUAUAAAUUAAAAACAACGCAGCACCUGACAAAUCGCAACUACAUACACCACUACUACCUGCCAAAAACCUCCCCUCCUUUCACUUCCCCAAUGCUCCUCCUCUGACCGAACCGCCUCGUUUUCAUCUCCCUCCCUCUCUCCAUCUCUCUCUCUCUCUCCCCCCCCAUGGCGUCGUCAAUCUCCGGUCUCUCCUCCUCACUCAACCCAUUGAAAUCAUCUCAUCCAACUCCCUCCCAGUUUCCUCUCACCAAACACUCCAUCUCAUUUCGCAGUCAAACUCACUCUUCCAAAGCUCAAUCUGUUGCGCGUGAGGUUCCUGCCAGUUUAUCCAAAGUCAACGUACUAAAAUCCAGCGAUUUAGGCUUGGAGAAAGAUCCCAAAGCGCUGUGGAAGAGAUAUGUGGACUGGCUGUACCAGCACAAGGAGUUAGGGUUGUUUUUAGAUGUGAGUCGAGUCGGUUUUACGGAUGAAUUUUUCGAAGAAAUGGAACCGAGGUUUCAAUCAGCGUUUAAAGCUAUGGAGGAACUCGAUAAAGGCGCUAUUGCGAAUCCUGAUGAAGGCAGAAUGGUAGGGCAUUAUUGGCUGAGGAAUCCGAAGCUUGCGCCUAAUUCAUUUCUGAGAUUGCAGAUUGAGAAUACGCUUGAAGCUGUUUGUAAGUUUGCGGAGGAAGUUGUCGGUGGGAAGAUCAAGCCCCCAACUGGUCCUGAGGGGCGGUUUACACAAAUACUUUCUGUUGGCAUUGGAGGUUCGGCUCUGGGACCACAAUUUGUUGCUGAGGCCCUGGCUCCUGAUAAUCCUCCUCUCAAGAUAAGGUUCAUCGACAAUACUGAUCCAGCUGGCAUAGAUCAUCAAAUUGCACAACUUGGAUCUGAGCUUGCAUCAACACUUGUAAUAGUGGUUUCCAAGAGUGGUGGUACUCCAGAAACUAGAAAUGGUUUAUUAGAAGUUCAGAAGGCAUUUCGUGAAGCUGGCCUGGAUUUUUCAAAACAGGGUGUAGCUAUCACACAAGAGAACUCAUUACUAGACAAUACUGCAAGAAUUGAGGGUUGGUUGGCAAGAUUUCCCAUGUUUGAUUGGGUGGGUGGUAGAACUUCAGAAAUGUCUGCUGUCGGUUUACUUGCAGCGGCACUUCAGGGAAUUGACAUAAAAGAAAUGCUUGCUGGUGCAGCACUGAUGGAUGAUGCAAAUAGGACUACUGUGGUUAAAAACAACCCUGCUGCAUUGCUGGCUUUGUGCUGGUAUUGGGCUUCUGAUGGAGUUGGAUCAAAGGACAUGGUUGUCCUUCCUUACAAGGACAGUCUAUUGCUGUUUAGUAGGUAUUUGCAACAACUGGUGAUGGAAUCACUUGGGAAGGAAUUUGAUCUAGAUGGCAACCGGGUGAAUCAAGGGCUUACUGUUUAUGGAAAUAAAGGAAGCACAGAUCAGCAUGCCUACAUUCAACAGCUAAGAGAUGGAGUGCACAACUUCUUUGUGACUUUUAUAGAAGUGCUACGUGACAGGCCCCCUGGUCAUGAUUGGGAACUUGAACCAGGGGUCACCUGUGGGGACUACCUGUUUGGAAUGCUACAGGGAACAAGGUCAGCUCUCUAUGCCAAUGGCCGAGAAUCUAUUACAGUAACUGUGCAGGAAGUGACACCCAGAUCAGUUGGGGCUCUAGUAGCAUUGUAUGAGCGAGCAGUUGGAAUUUAUGCAUCACUGGUUAAUGUUAAUGCAUAUCAUCAACCAGGUGUGGAAGCUGGGAAAAAAGCAGCAGGAGAGGUAUUAGCUCUUCAGAAGAGGGUUCUUCAAGUACUAAACGAGGCCAGCUGUAAAGAGCCUGUUGAACCAUUAACACUGGAGGAAGUAGCAGACCGUUGCCAUUGUUCUGAUGAUAUUGAAAUGAUUCACAAGAUUAUAGCGCACAUGUCUGCCAAUGACAGAGUACUUAUUGCCGAAGGUAGUUGUGGUUCACCUCGGAGCAUAAAAGUGUUUCUUGGAGAGUGUAACGUGGAUGAUUUGUAUACCUAAGUUGCUUGUAGACAGAGUCAACAUCCUUGAGUUUUCAAAUUUAAACCAGCACUCGUUUGAGUCCUUAGAGAGCUAAUUGUAUGCAUUUUGUUCCCUCAAGAGUGAUUUACCAAAACUUCUGCAAAAUAAAAUCUUUAACAUUUUGUGCCUAUAAGUUUUUGUUUAAAUUUUCCCUAAACAGGGAUAGUAUAUCAUGUGUGUAUCGAAAUCUCAGGUAUAAUUGAUAAAAACACUCUUGAUCUUA